AACGAUUAAGAAGGCUUGCGCAGUCAGACUCCAAUUCCACAUUUUCCCAAUUAUUUGACAGAGCGAAUUUAAUGCUAUCCUCCAUAGCCUGCAGUUCCACCCACUCAAUAUGCAACUCCUUAUUCAUAUAGCCCAUCCGCCCGCCAUGAACAAAACCAUUAGCAUCCCUUGCCACCAAACCGUAGUACGCCUUCUUUUCAUAAAUAAUGGCCCUGAAGUUAAUUUUGAUCGUCCCCUGAUGCAAUUUUUUCCAGACUAUUUUGUCAGGCUUUCUCGGGAGCAGCGGGUCCUUCAUGAAGUUAAAAUUUUGAAAAUCCCUGCGCAACGCCGCUGCCCGUUCCUAGGUCACCUUAGCAUCGUCCUCAACUCCCCUAAAGAUUUUGUUAUUUUUGCUGUUCCACACAUUCUAGAGAACGAUGAUGAAAUCAGAGAUCGCCUUGAUGUCCAGCACUCUCGCAACAUCCUCAAUCCAGUCAACACAUCGGAGAUAAUUUUCGUCCAGGAGCUUAUUAUCAAAACCACCAAAAUCCAGCACCUUGCGAGCCUUCGGAAAAUCUUUCAAUGCAAGCAUGAGGGUUUCCCUCUCUUUCCUUCAUCUUGGAUAAGAUAAUUGAAAGCUCAAUCGAUUUGGAAGCUUGUUGGAGAUCUAUCACACUAUCCAACAUAAAUAUUAGUAUUUUUUGAUGUUUUGGCUAAGGUUAUAAUGGCAUGUAUAGGUGGACUUGUUUUGGUAUCUAGUUGAAUGUUAGUUGAUGAUUUUGGCAUGUAUAAGUUGUUUUGGUACCAUUUGAUGUUGGUUAGAUUGUAUCAUUUUGGUACUUCUGAUGCGUGAAUGGUAUGGCUCAAAUGGUAAGUGUAUGAUGAAGUGUUAACGGUCAUAAUUGUGGUAUGGUUUGUUAAAAGUUGAAUUAUGUUUGAUGGUGGAAAUGUGAUCAAGUGUGCGAGUUUACGUAA
Messenger RNA from Gossypium raimondii (Peruvian cotton), 954 nucleotides. RefSeq lists its product as uncharacterized. The record is from RefSeq and is a predicted model, not a curated record. The coding region runs from base 110 to 610 and encodes 166 amino acids. The transcript has 2 exons. NCBI's taxonomy places the organism in Eukaryota, Viridiplantae, Streptophyta, Magnoliopsida, Malvales, Malvaceae.